AUGAGCAUUCAGGACAUUUCUGAGGAGGAAGCUGCAUUAUAUGACCGACAGAUUCGAUUGUGGGGAUUAGAAGCGCAGUCUCGGUUAAAGAAGACAAAGCUUCUUCUCAUUGGGCUCUCACCUAUUGCUGCUGAAAUAAUCAAAAAUAUUGUUUUGUGUGGCGUUGAUACGUUGACGAUAUGUGACGAUAAAGUUAGAAACACUUCGGCAGCGAAAAGGGCACGGACACUCAACGAGGCGGUUACGAUAACAUGUGAGGAAAGCAUGAGUGUGGACUUCCUCUCGAACAAGUAUCAGGAUUAUAAUGAAGUGAUAGUUGCGUCAUUUCAAGGCUCGAUUGUCCCCUAUCUGCUCGAAUACUUAGGGAAGCUUGGCCCCGGAUUGCAGAAGAUCUCGGGUUUGUCUCACAGAGGUGAACCGAGAGGCAAUUGGUUCUUCAUGGACGGACGGUCGUGCGAGGUGGCUGUUUUGUGGUUCCCAGUGCGCCCCUAG
This is a messenger RNA of Hydatigera taeniaeformis, 492 nucleotides long. Lineage: Eukaryota; Metazoa; Platyhelminthes; Cestoda; Cyclophyllidea; Taeniidae. The record is from the annotation of a GenBank genome assembly.